UCGGUUUGACCGCCGCAAGAGGAAGUUAGGUCUUCUUCUAGUUUCUGUUUCCUUGCUAUGCUUUUACGUCGGUUUACAAAGAUUCCUUUAGGCAUUUUCGCUUUUGUAGCUGCUUCAUCAGCCGUUGGCCAUUCCACUAAGUCUAGUCAGUGUCAUUUUAUGAUGCACACAAAGGCUCGCACUUUAGUAUAUCCAGGCACAGAUGUCAAGAGAUUUCCAGUACCUUCAGAGUUUGUAGACUGGAAGGUUCCAUUUCCAGAGUACAAACCAGUGGAUUACACCUCGGAACGCAUUCUUCAGCGGCCACCUUAUGCAGACCCAGAAAUAAGGAAUGGACCAGUCGACAUACCCCUUAAAUUCAAUGCUCUUGAUACUGCUUACAACACUGACAGGACAAGCCUGGACGGAGAGUAUGAAUUAGUGCAAGGAGUUCCAAGGAAUCCUGUUGGUAGGACUGGAAUGGUUGGUAGAGGAUUGCUAGGUAGAUGGGGUCCUAACCAUGCCGCUGAUCCAGUGGUGACAAGGUGGAAGCGAGACAGCUCAGGAGAAAAAAUUAUACGAGAUGGAAAGCCAGUCCUCGAAUUUGUUGCCAUCCAAAGAACGGAUUGUUCAGAAUGGGCCCUACCUGGGGGCAUGGUAGAUCCAGGUGAUACUGUUACCAACACACUGAAAAAAGAGUUUGGAGAGGAAGCAUUGAACUCUUUGGAACUUUCACCUGAAGAGAAUAAAAGAAUUCAUGACUCACUGGAGGAUCUUUUUCAUCAUGGAAAUACGGUAUUUCAAGGUUAUAUAGACGAUCCUAGGAACACAGAUAACUCUUGGAUGGAAAGUCAAGCAGUUAAUUACCAUGACGACAGCGGGAAAGCAUUCGACAAAUUUACCCUGAAAGCCGGGGAUGAUGCCAAGCAUGUGAAAUGGAUGGAGAUGUCACACGAUAUUCACUUAUAUGCAAACCACUACGACGUGGUCAAGGAAGUGGCUAGGAGACUUGAUGCUUUCUGGUAGCCGGCUCAAACAUAGGAAAAAUCAGCCAUUUUUUUUUUUAGGAAUUGUAUCAUAGCUAUUGUAAUUUAUUCCGUGUGUGCACCUGUGUGAAAAUCGAAUGUGUAACCCUCAGGACACCCCAUGAACACACAAGACGUGUUGUGAAGGCUCAAGGCAUUAGGGCCCAUGUAGUCUUUGCAUUACACUGGUAUGGUUUCAGUACCGUAAAGUGACUGCUUUGGUGUAUUGUUCAAAAUUUUUGAUAAUCAUCAAUCCAGUAUGUAUUACCAGUCCGGUACCGAUUGCACGUUCCUAGUUUUAAGCUCUGUGUUCACAAUUGUAGCCCUUUGUUUACCCUUCAAGACUCUGCAAAAAAAAAAA
This is a messenger RNA of Orbicella faveolata, 1365 nucleotides long. RefSeq names its product ADP-ribose pyrophosphatase-like. Lineage: Eukaryota; Metazoa; Cnidaria; Anthozoa; Scleractinia; Merulinidae. The record is from RefSeq and is a predicted model, not a curated record. Gene Ontology annotation, molecular function: ADP-ribose diphosphatase activity.